CCUCUUCAGAGAAAGAAGAGCCGAGCUAGAAAUCAGACUAUUAAAGCCAGGCAGGCAGACAGCAUGGCAUAGCUGCUGCACUGUCUUCGGCUGUGUGUGGAGUCCCCUUUUGCACCAAGAAGGCUGCCCCUGGUCCCUGCGAGCUGUGACAUCUGGCCUUUUCCAGAAACAACCUAUCUGGGAGGUAGGAGGUAGGAUCAAGACAGUGCGUCCAGAACCCAAGGCAGAGAUCCUCCAGCGCCCUUCUGGCUGCCUCGCCCCACCCCUUCAACUCUGUUUUUUCUGCUUUGCUGACUAAGGUCCUUGCUGGAUGCCCCACUCUAACCUGCAUCCAUCCAUCCCGCGGCCCCGGGGUUACGGGGCCCAGAAGGCAGCCUUGGUCCUGCUGGUUAUCUGCAUGGCAGCCCUUUGGGGACUGGGGGAGCUGCAAGGACACACUUUCUGGAAGCUGGUGCACUACCUGGCUUCCCUGCAGCUGGGACUGCUAUUCAAGGGGAUGUGCAGUAUGGCUGAGGAGCUGUGUCACAUCCACUCCAGGUACCAGGGCAGCUAUUGGAAGGCCAUUUGGGCCUGCGUGGGCUGCCCCUUUCGCUGCGGGACCCUGCUGCUGUUGUCUUGCUGUUUCUACUUCUUCAACCCAAAGGAGGUUGGCAUGUCCUUUGCUUGGAUGCUUGCCUUCAUGGGUCUCUCACGGUCACUGGACAUCCUUCUGAGGCUCCAGGAACUGCCCCCAGCUGAGGUCUCUGCAGUCUGUGAAAAAGGGAACUUCAACGUGGCACAUGGGCUGGCAUGGUCAUUUUAUAUCGGGUACCUGAGGCUGAUCCUGCCAGGGCUCAAGGCCCGGAUCCAAACUUACAACCGACUCCACAACAACAUCCUGCGGGGUGCAGGGAGCCGUCGACUGUACAUCCUCUUCCCAUUGGACUGUGGGGUGCCUGAUGACCUGAGUGUAGCCGACCCCAACAUUUGCUUCCUGCAUGAGCUCCCCAGGCAAAACACUGACCGUGCUGGCGUCAAGGGCCGGGUUUACUCCAACAGCGUCUAUGAGAUUCUGGAGAAUGGGCAGCGGGCCGGCACCUGUGUCCUAGAGUACGCCACCCCCUUGCAGACCCUGUUUGCCAUGUCACAGGAUAGCAGAGCUGGCUUUAGCCGGGAGGAUCGACUGGAGCAGGCCAAACUCUUUUGCCGGACACUUGAGGACAUCCUGGCAGAGGCCCCUGAGUCUCAGAAUAACUGCCGCCUCAUUGUCUACCAGGAAUCUUCAGAGGGGAGCAACUUCUCACUGUCUCAGGAGAUUCUCCGGCACCUGAGGCAGGAGGAAAGGGAGGAGGUUUCUGUGGGCAGCAUAGAGGCCCCAGCGGUGCCUCCUGCCUCCACGCUGUCCCAAGAGCCUGAGCUCCUCAUCAGUGGCAUGGACAUGCCCCUCCCGCUCCGCACGGAUAUGUUCUGAGGCUCAUCUUGCCUGAGCACGAGCGAUCCCUAAGACUCCUUCAGUGUCUGGAUGUCCACGUCCUCCCACAGCGGGCCAUUCAGACAAGGUUCCUGGAGUUGACAUGACAAAAUGAAUCCCACGAUCUGGGGCAACUUGUUUUACCCCUUGGAGCCUCAGUAUCCUCAUCAAUGGAAUGGGAUUAUAAUCAUUACCUUACCUACCUGACAAGGCUGUUGUGAGGACAAUGACUAUAAGUGUAAGGUUUUGUGAAUUCUAAAAAAAAUCAGGUAAGCGGGGCCUCCCCGGUGGCGCAGCGGUUGAGCGCUGGGUUGCGAAGCUGCCUGCGGCCUCUGUGGCGCCGGUUCGAUCCCCGGCCACCGGAGGAGGGUCCCACAUAGCGCGCAGACCUCUCCUGCUGCCCGCUGCUCCCCUUCGGUCCUUCUGCCUGCUCUGCUCCCCACUCUGGCUCUGGUGAAUUCCCUCACCCUCCCGUGCUUCUGACUGUACCCAGUGCAUAUAUAAACAAACAAACAAACAAAUAAGUAAAAAAAAAAAAAAAA
Messenger RNA from Talpa occidentalis (Iberian mole), 1992 nucleotides. RefSeq names its product stimulator of interferon response cGAMP interactor 1 (gene STING1). Lineage: Eukaryota; Metazoa; Chordata; Mammalia; Eulipotyphla; Talpidae. The transcript has 8 exons. Gene Ontology annotation, cellular component: endoplasmic reticulum membrane; autophagosome. Gene Ontology annotation, biological process: positive regulation of type I interferon production; activation of innate immune response; positive regulation of macroautophagy. Bases 311 to 1450 code for a protein of 379 amino acids. The record is from RefSeq and is a predicted model, not a curated record. Gene Ontology annotation, molecular function: cyclic-di-GMP binding; 2',3'-cyclic GMP-AMP binding.